AUGAGGACAACAACCCUCAUUUUUCUCUCAUUUCACUUCUCCACUCUCUUCCUUUGCCUAAGUUAUGCAAAGUCCCAGGCCUAUGAUCCGGAACAAGCAAUCCUGCUAAGGAUAAGGCAAUACUGGCAAAGUCCACCUCCUCUUAAUCAAUGGUCCCCUUCCACUUCCUCCUCUCAUUGCUCUUGGCCAGGAGUCGAGUGUAUAAACAGCUCCAUCACCGGACUUCAUUUUACCAACAUGAACAUCAUAGGAACGAUCCCUCCAUUCAUUUGUGACCUCAAGAACCUCACAGUUCUUGAUUUUUAUAACAACAGCUUCGUUGGAAUGUUCCCUGUGGCUCUCUUUAGUUGUUCCAAGCUCCAGUACCUGAGCCUCUCUCAAAACUACUUUGCUGGCGCAAUUCCUGAGGAUAUUGAUGGCUUUUCCGGGCUCUCAGUCCUUGACCUUUCUGGUAAUAACUUCACUGGUAAUGUUCCAGCAGCUAUUGGAUGUCUUCAGGAGCUAAAAAAACUUGGGCUUGAUCAGAAUCAGUUUAAUGGUACUUACCUUCCAGAAAUUGGCAACUUGUCUAACCUUGAAGAGCUAUCCAUGGCCUACAACGAUUUUCUACCCUCAAGUUUGCCUUUCAGUUUCACCCAGCUGAAGCAACUCAGGUGGUUGUGGAUGUCUGCUUCAAAUCUGAUUGGAGAGAUUCCAGAAACUGUAGGAGAAAUGGUGGCACUGGAGCACUUGGAUUUAUCAAGGAAUAAAUUAGAAGGCAAUAUCCCCAGUAGUUUGUUCGUGUUGAAGAACUUGAGUAUCCUGUAUCUUUUCAGGAACAGGCUAUGUGGGGAGAUUCCUCAUGUUGUUGAAGCUUUGAAAUUAGUUGAACUCGACCUUUCACAUAACAAUUUGACAGGGAAAAUACCUGAUGAUUUCGGAAAGCUUCAGAAUCUAUCAGUCUUGAAUCUGUUCUACAAUCAAUUAUCUGGUGAAAUCCCAGAAAGUGUUGGUCGUCUUCCAGCAUUGAAAAGGAUUAGCUUGUUUAGCAACAAUUUAUCAGGAGUUCUCCCUCCAGAAUUGGGCAGACACUCAAUGCUUGAAACUGUCGAGGCUUCAUCCAACAAGCUUACUGGAAGGCUGCCUGAAUUUAUAUGCAAUGGAGGAAAGUUAGUAGAAGUGGCAGCCUUCGAUAACAAUCUCCAUGGAGAGUUGCCAGAAUCACUUGGGAAUUGCAGUAGUUUGCUGAUGGUUAGUAUUUCACAUAAUUCAUUUACUGGCAAUGUUCCUGUUGGCCUAUGGACAUCUUCGAAUUUGAUCAAUCUGAUGCUAAGCGACAAUUUGCUCGCGGGUGAGCUUCCUGAUGAAGUAUCAGAGAAUCUUAAAAGGCUAGGGAUCAGUAACAACAGGUUUUCUGGUAAAAUCCCCAUUGGUGCUUCUUGGAGGAAUCUCAUGGUGUUUAAUGCCAGUAAUAACUUGUUUUCUGGCAUUGUCCCUCAAGAAUUAACUGCUCCUCCUCUUCUCACUACUCUUCUGCUUGAUAGGAACCAGCUCAGUGGAGCCAUUCCAUCUGAUAUAGUCUCAUGGAAGUCAUUAACUACACUGAAUAUGAGUCAAAAUCAACUUCCAGGACAAAUUCCAAAGGAAAUUGGUUUUCUACCUAAUCUUCUACAACUGGACUUGUCAGGUAACCGAUUUUCCGGCCAAAUUCCACCUGAGUUUAGCUCCCUGAAGGGUACUUUUCUGAAUCUCUCUUCGAAUAAUCUCACAGGGGAAAUCCCAAUCAGUUUAGAAAACACUGCUUAUAAAAGCAGCUUCCUGAACAAUCCUGGUCUCUGUACCAGAAGCUCAUUGCUAAGCCUUAAUCUAUGCCAUUCCAAUACCCAAAAAUCAAUAAAAAGUUCAACCCAAUUCAUAGCUCUGAUAUCAAGUAUUUUGGCAACAGCCUUUGUGUUAGUUUUGCUACUCUCAUUAUUUCUUAUCAGAGUCUACCAAAAGAAGCCCAUACUAAAUUCACCAUGGAAGCUCACCUCAUUUCAGAAGCUGGAUUUCACAGAAUCAGAUAUAUUGCCAGGUUUAACAGAAACCAACCUGAUAGGAACCGGAGGAUCAGGAAAAGUAUACCGUGUUGCUGUGCAGCAAUCAGGUCUUGUUGCUGUGAAAAGAAUUCGGAGCGACAAGAAGUUAGACCAGAAACUUGAGAAACAAUUCCAUGCAGAAGUUCAGAUACUUGGUAGAAUAAGGCAUUUCAACAUAGUGAAGCUGCUUUGUUGUAUCUGCAAUGAAGAUUCAAAACUUCUCGUCUAUGAAUAUAUGGAGAGAAGUAGCCUGGAUCAAUGGCUCCAUGUGAAGAAGAGAUUAACAAAUGUCUCAGGUUCAGCCUGCUUGGACUGGCCGAGGAGGUUCCAGAUAGCAGUGGGAGCCGCCCGGGGCUUAUCCUACCUCCACCAUGACUGCUCUCCCCCCAUUAUUCACCGAGAUGUGAAGUCAAGCAAUAUCUUGCUAGAUUCUGAUUUCAAUGCAAAAAUUGCUGAUUUUGGUUUGGCCAAGCUGUUGGCUGAGAAAGGAGAAGCUUCAGCAUCUGUCAUGGCUGGCACUGUCGGCUAUAUAGCUCCGGAGUAUGCCAACACAGUGAAAGUGAACGAGAAAAUUGAUGUUUACAGCUUUGGGGUUGUCCUUCUUGAACUAACAACUGGGAAGGAGGCUCAUUUUGGAGAUGAAGAUACAUGCCUAGCAAAAUGGGCAUGGCGUCACAUGAGUGAAGAAAGACCUAUAGUGAAUGCUCUGGACAAGGAGAUCACUGAAUCUUCUUACUUAGAUGAAAUGAUAAUUGUUUUCAAACUUGGGGUUAAGUGUACAAGCAAAAUGCCUUCUGAUAGACCUUCCAUGAGAAACAAUUCCAUGCAGAAUUUCAGAUACUUGGUAGAACAAGGCAUUCCUGAUCCUCCGGUUCCUAUCAGGUUGGUUUCUGUUAAACCUGAUUCUGUGAAAUCCAACUUCUGA
Manihot esculenta (cassava) is the source of this 2982-nucleotide messenger RNA. RefSeq names its product receptor-like protein kinase HSL1. Lineage: Eukaryota; Viridiplantae; Streptophyta; Magnoliopsida; Malpighiales; Euphorbiaceae. The transcript has 2 exons. The coding region runs from base 1 to 2982 and encodes 993 amino acids. Gene Ontology annotation, biological process: protein phosphorylation. The record is from RefSeq and is a predicted model, not a curated record. Gene Ontology annotation, molecular function: protein binding; protein kinase activity; ATP binding.